GUCGUAAAUUUAGAAAAGAAGCAGCAAGUAAAGCCAUGCUUGGCACUUCAAAUUUAGCUACAAGUGAAGAAAAAGAAUUAAAUGAAGCAAUGACCGAAGAUACAAAAACAUUAGUAACGGCAAUAGAGGUUUUAAAAUCUGAAUAUAGUGUUUCAAAAUCUUCAAGUGAAACUUAUGAAAAUGAGGUUAAAGAAUUCCAAGAUAAAGUCAAAGCCAUAAUCGGAAACGACCUAACCAACUGA
This is a messenger RNA of Paraglomus occultum, 242 nucleotides long. The record is from the annotation of a GenBank genome assembly. Lineage: Eukaryota; Fungi; Glomeromycota; Glomeromycetes; Paraglomerales; Paraglomeraceae.